AUGUCGAACGAACUAAACUUACCGCUUUGGAUGAUCAAAACCCAAAAACGCAAGGCAACGGAAGGGAGCACUGAAAAAGACACACAAGCUGCAACAACAAGCAAAGCUCCAGAAACGGAUGGCGAACCAUCGAAACGACGCUUACGCAGUAAUUUCGUGUUUCCAUCGGAGGAGAAGACAGAACCUAUUGUGCAGAAUGAUCUUCCAUUCAUCGAAUACACUGGAGCGAUCGACUAUUGCCAUACCCUGCCGGACAUUGCGUUCAAGAGCAAUAAGUUGUUAAAGCAGCUUUUGAGUGAAUCAACCGACCAGGACAUCCCAAUAGCGUUCGAUUUGGAGUGGCCGAUGGACUUUAAGAAUGGCCCAGGACGUACGGCUUUAAUGCAGCUCUGUGGUAAAACAGAUAGUUGUCUGUUGCUGCAAAUUUGCCGCCUAAAACGAGUACCGGCAGCGCUGACGGAGCUGUUAUAUCACCCGCGGGUGGUACUGCAUGGCGUCAAUAUCAAGAACGAUAUACGGAAGUUGGCACGCGACUUCCCGGAGGUGAACGCCGAUCGGAUGAUAGCACGAUGCGUGGAUCUGGGUCAGUGGUACAACCAACUUAAUGAAUCGACCGGUCGCUGGAGUCUAGCCCGGCUGGUGGAGCAAGUGCUGAAACUACGCAUAAACAAGAACAGAAAUGUACGGACAAGCCAAUGGAAUUUUUUUCCACUGUCGGCCGAUCAGAAACUCUACGCAGCCAUCGAUGUUUAUAUAGGCCAGAAGCUGUACCUUUGUCUAGCAGAAAAGCAAAGUGGAAAAAAUAAUGUUGAAAACAACGUGCUUGAAGAAGAAGACAAGGCAACAGUAGUGCCGAGAAACAUUCCACAGCAGGUUGCAGACGUCGAGAAGUUACCGCUGAAUAUUAACAAUAACGUCUAUAAACAGUAGCCGGCUAAGCUGUAG
Messenger RNA from Anopheles marshallii, 945 nucleotides. RefSeq names its product 3'-5' exonuclease (gene WRNexo). Gene Ontology annotation, molecular function: 3'-5' exonuclease activity; nucleic acid binding. Gene Ontology annotation, biological process: nucleobase-containing compound metabolic process. NCBI's taxonomy places the organism in Eukaryota, Metazoa, Arthropoda, Insecta, Diptera, Culicidae. The transcript is spliced from 2 exons. The record is from RefSeq and is a predicted model, not a curated record.